GACUAGUAACAACAUGCCUUUUCAUGAUGUAUUCUUUGCUUUUAAGUAUCAAUAUGUGAAUUAUUCACACAGGCUGCAAUAAUUGUGUGUUUUUUUGGUGGCAGGAACUUGGGAAAUUUUGUCCAUGGGUCGUAAUACAAAUUAUGCACGUAAUAUGCUUCUAAAUGACUCUGAUUCCGAUGAUGAUUUUGAGAUAAUUGCGCUUCUUGCAUUGGAAGAAGAAAGAUUAGAAAAAGAAAGGGCAUCAAUAUCACGUCGUGGUUCUGUUCCAGGCCGUAGGUGUAUCCAACGUGAUCAUGAGCAAGGCCACCAAAGACUUUUUCAAGACUAUUUUGCAGAAUCACCAGUAUAUCCUCCUAACAUAUUUCGGAGGAGGUUUCGAAUGAGUCGUUCUCUUUUUUUACGUAUUAAAUCUAAUCUAGAAGAGAAAGAUGAAUAUUUUGUUCAAAAAAGAAAUGCUACCGGAUUGCUUGGUUUGUCUUCCCUUCAGAAGAUGACUGCCGCACUAAGGAUGCUUGCGUAUGGAGUAGCGGCAGAUUUUACAGAUGAAUAUGUGAGAAUUGGAGAAAGCACUGCAAUAGAGAGUCUCAAAAAAUUUGUUGAAGCCAUAGUCGAUAUUUAUUCUACAGAGUACUUGAGGUCUCCAAAUAGCAAUGACAUUGCUAGGUUGCUAAGAGUUGGUGAAAGGCGUGGAUUUCUAGGGAUGCUAGGAAGCAUUGAUUGCAUGCACUGGAAAUGGAAGAAUUGCCCAUCAGGGUGGAAAGGUCAGUAUACUGGUCAUAGUCGUGAGCCAACAAUUAUUUUGGAAGCAGUAGCAUCAUAUGAUCUUUGGAUAUGGCAUGCAUUUUUUGGAUUACCUGGGUCUCAUAAUGACAUCAAUGUGCUAGACCGUUCUUUUAUAUUUACCAACCUUGCUCAAGGUCGUGCACCUUCGGUGAAUUACUCAAUCAAUGGACAUGAUUAUACAAUGGGAUAUUAUCUUGCUGAUGGUAUAUAUCCUUCAUGGUCCACUUUUGUAAAGACAAUCUCCGUUCCACUGGGUAGAAAGAAUAGUCUUUUUGCUACAACUCAGGAGUCAACAAGGAAGGAUGUAGAGCGUGCGUUUGGAGUACUUCAAGCACGAUUUGCAAUCAUUCGUGGGCCUGCACGUCUUUGGAAAACAGAGGCUCUUGAUUACAUUAUGAAGGCAUGCAUAAUAUUGCAUAACAUGAUAAUUGAAGAUGAACGUGAUACUAAUGGAGCAGAAGACUUUGAUUAUGAACAAUUGCCUGAAAGCAUCCCUACAACAGUGUCCCAUGAGCCUGCAGAAGAAUUUAGUCAAUUUACGGCAUUCAUUGCAGCCCAUGAAAAAAUUAGAGAUACAGAAACUCAUUUUCAACUCCAAUUGGAUCUCAUUGAGCACUUGUGGCAACGAUAUAGUGAUUCGAUGUAAUUUGAAAUUUCUCUUCAUUUAUGUUAGUUUUCUAUAGGUAAAAUUCGAUGUAAUUUGAAAUUUAUCAUAUCUAUGUUAAUUUUGAAAUUUAUCAAGUC
This is a messenger RNA of Quercus lobata, 1530 nucleotides long. RefSeq lists its product as uncharacterized. The record is from RefSeq and is a predicted model, not a curated record. The coding region runs from base 125 to 1432 and encodes 435 amino acids. The transcript has a single exon. Lineage: Eukaryota; Viridiplantae; Streptophyta; Magnoliopsida; Fagales; Fagaceae.